Thyridium curvatum is the source of this 1545-nucleotide messenger RNA. RefSeq lists its product as uncharacterized. The coding region runs from base 1 to 1545 and encodes 514 amino acids. Gene Ontology annotation, biological process: polyphosphate catabolic process. The transcript has a single exon. Lineage: Eukaryota; Fungi; Ascomycota; Sordariomycetes; Thyridiales; Thyridiaceae. The record is from RefSeq and is a predicted model, not a curated record. Gene Ontology annotation, molecular function: endopolyphosphatase activity; phosphatase activity. Gene Ontology annotation, cellular component: cytoplasm.
AUGCGCAUCCUCACAUACCUCUACCCGCGCCACCGCCGGCGGCGCAUCACACUGCUCCUCUUCAGCUCCAUAUCCUUCAUCGUCGUCUACGUCUUCUACACCAACGGCGGCGACAUCCCCAUGCCGACGCAGGGCCUGCGGCCCGCCAUCUUCCCAACAGCCGACGGGAGCAGCAGCAGCAGUGGUGACGGCGGUGGUGGUAGUGGUAUCAUCAAACUGGACGACUCGUCGGCCGCCGCCCUGGCCCUCCAGCGGCCCCUGACGCCCAUGUCCUACGGCACCGCCGCCCGCCCGCCCUUCAAGGGCCUCGACAACCUCGUCGCCGACCUGCCGGCCGAGCACGUCCCGGGCCUGGGCGGCGGCGCGCCCAGGCGCCUCGUCAUCGUCGGCGACGUCCACGGCAUGCGCCCGGCCCUCGACGCCCUGCUCGCCAAGGUGGGCUUCGACCGGCGCCGCGGCGACCACCUCGUCCUGGCGGGCGACAUGGUCAGCAAGGGGCCCGACACGCCCGGCGUCGUGGCCCUGGCCAUGGAGCUCGGCGCCUCGGCCGUGCGCGGCAACCACGAGGACCGCGUGCUGCUCGCCCGCGCCGCCCUCGACGCCCAGCUCGUCCCCGGCACCGAGGGCGCCGACCCCGACGCCGCCGCUGCUGCGCCGGUGUCCAAGGAGAAGCGCGGCCUCUUGUCGUCACUCUUCGGCGGCGGCGGCGACGACGCCAGGAGGCGCGCCCAGGACCAGGCCGCCUGGGAGGAGAAGGCCGCCAAGGCCGAGGCCCAGGGCGAGCGCUGGCAGCAGGUCAAGGACAGCGACGCCCGCGCCCGCGCCGGCGGCCCGGACCGCAUGGAGGAGAACCCCUUCUCGCACGGCGACGCCGCCGACCGCGAGACGGCCGCCAGCCUCUCGCCGCAGCAGGUGCAGUGGCUCGCCUCGCUGCCCGUCGUCCUGCGCGUCGGCCGGGUCCCCGGCAGCGCCCUGAACCGCGUGCUCGUCGUGCACGCGGGGCUCGUGCCCGGCAUCGACCCGGAGGCCCAGGACCCCUGGGCCGCCAUGAACAUGCGCUCGCUCGUGUACCCGGGCGACGACGAGCGCCGCCAGCAGAUCCGCGAGGAGCUCGAGAAGAAGGCCAAGCAGCGCGCGCACGGCAUCUCGGCCCUCACGGCCAGGGUCACGGACAAGCAGGUCGAGGCCGAGCUGCGGCGCCUCAAGGCGGCGGCGGCGGCGAGCCAACAACAGCAGGGCGGCAACAGCAGCGUCCAAGAGGUCGCGCUGCCCGUGGACGGGCACUCGGGCGAGCCCUGGCACGAGGCGUGGAACCGGCACCAGCUGUCCCUGCCGCCCGCCGAGCGCACCACCGUCGUCUACGGCCACGACGCCAGGCGCGGGCUCGCCGUCGACGAGAAAGCCCUGCCGUACACCUUUGGCCUCGACUCGGGCUGCUCCCGCGGCAACCAGCUGUCGGCGCUGGUGAUCGAGGCCGCCGGCGGAGACGGCGGAGCCGUGACGCACAAGGUCGUGCAGGUCAAGUGCGACAAGGCGGCCGAGUGA